This is a messenger RNA of Pelmatolapia mariae (spotted tilapia), 1921 nucleotides long. RefSeq names its product G-protein coupled receptor 61-like. Gene Ontology annotation, cellular component: signaling receptor complex; endosome; plasma membrane. The transcript has 2 exons. The coding region runs from base 496 to 1899 and encodes 467 amino acids. Gene Ontology annotation, biological process: G protein-coupled receptor signaling pathway. Gene Ontology annotation, molecular function: G protein-coupled receptor activity. Lineage: Eukaryota; Metazoa; Chordata; Actinopteri; Cichliformes; Cichlidae. The record is from RefSeq and is a predicted model, not a curated record.
GCAGAGAGUGAGCUGGUGUCUUUGCAAGCAUUUACAUCAGCAUCGUUUCAGAGAAAUCUCUGCUGCCACAGCUCUUGUCAGCUAGGGAGAAGGAUGCACAAGGCAGAUCAAGGGAUGGAGAAAGAAACAGGCUGUUACAGUGGGAAGUACCUCAGCAGCAUUUUUUUAAGGUACAGUGAUUGAUUUCCACUGUGUACCUCAGCAGUAGGAGCUAAACCAGGAUUCCAUCCUCAGACCCCAAAGCAGCAGACAGCUGCAUCAGGAAAUACUCUGAUUCAGGGUGGGUUUGUGACUGAUGAAAGACAAGAACGCUUUUUAAAUGGAAAGGAUUCAAAACAUCUAAACUUCCUGACAUCACAGCAACAUCUUCUGGACUACGGGGCAGCUUUUUACCUCAUUUUCAAGUCACUGUUUUCUGGCCACAUUUCCCUUUCUUUGAAGGAUGGGUGAUGGGCCUGUGACUGACUCUGCCCGCCUGCAUCGUCCCACCCUUCAAUGGAGCCAAUGUGGAACUCCUCCCACACACCUCCACAGCCUACAUCCAACAUGUCUGCCUCCUCUCUGCCUGAAGGCUGGGCUCUGUCCCAGUCGCUAGCCCUACUGGCGAUGCUGCUCAUGGAUCUGUUGGCUGUGGUGGGUAACGUGGCUGUCAUGGCGGUCAUUGCCAAGGCCCCGCAGCUCCACAAGUUUGCCUUUGUCUUCCACCUGUGCGUGGUGGACCUUCUGGCAGCCCUGGUGCUGAUGCCCCUUGGCAUGCUCUCGAGCCGCGCCUUCUUCGGGGAGGCCCUGUGCAGGAGCUACCUCUUUCUCAGUGUGUGCCUAGUCAGUGCUGCCAUCCUCUCUAUCUCUGUCAUCAAUGUGGAGCGUUAUUACUACAUCAUACAUCCGAUGCGUUAUGAAGUGAAGAUGACCAUUGGCCUGGUAGCUUCGGUGCUUGUAGGGAUAUGGGUAAAAGCUCUGGCCAUGUCUGCUCUGCCACUGCUCGCUUGGUUCCUGCAGGGUGGAAAAACUCCUCUUUUGGAGAGUAGCGGGGUUGAGGGAGGGGGUGGCAGUGCCGUGCCACCUCCCCCGGCUCAGGGUCACAGGCGCUGCUCACUGCACUGGACAGGGGGAGGGUCAAACCGUUUGGCCUUCAUGGUCCUCUUCACUCUGGUGUAUUUUCUGUGCCCACUGCUGGUGAUUCUCGUUGUCUACUGCAACAUGUUUAAAGUGGCCCGGGUGGCUGCCAUGCACCAUGGCCCACUGCCCACGUGGAUGGACACACCUCGCCGCCAGCGGUCAGAGUCACUCAGCAGCCGUUCUACAAUGGUUACCAGCUCCGGGACAGGUACUGGAACUGGCAGAGGAACUCCACAACGCCCUUUUGGAGGAGGGAAGGCUGCAGCAGUGUUGGCAGCAGUGGGUGGGCAAUUCCUUUGUUGCUGGCUGCCCUACUUUACUUUCCACCUGUAUUCAGCACUGGCUGCCAGCCCUCCAGCCACACUGGCCUCUCUGGAGGAAGUGGUCACCUGGAUUGGCUACUUCUGCUUCACCUCCAAUCCCUUCUUCUACGGCUGUCUGAACAGACAGAUCCGAGAGGAGCUGGGGAAGCAUCUGCCUUGCCUGUUUCGUCGAGCGGGGAUCGAGGUGGAGGACAGACUGCCCAGCCGUGAAGGAUCCAUAGAGGAAAAUUUCCUUCAGUUUCUUCAGGGCACCGGCUGCAACUUGGAUCCUCAAAACUCUCACAGCACUUCCAGUCCUAAGGGUGAGGCCUGCUGCCCUGUGGCUCAGCCACAGCCAGCCGAGCCGGCACAUGCCAUACCCAUUGAUUUCCGUAUCCCAGGACAAAUUGCAGAGGAGACUUCAGAGUUUAUUGAGAUUGAACAGGCGAAAAACAACCAUAUAUAUACAGACAGCUGACUUUUCAAUGUCUCUAUAUUUU